AUGGCAUCAUACGAAGCAGAGAAUAACAUGAAACUCAUGCCAUGGGGGCCUAGCUAUGCAGAUCAAGCGCAAGCAGCUCAGAGUCGCCAGGCUCAUCAACCGCUCCCGAAUAGAGAAGAGGUGCCCAAUUUCGACAUUGCGCGAAACAAGGAAAGAGGCUUCCUUCACCCAACCAUUGAUUCCGGGAAGCAAAUCCGAGUCCUAAAGAUCCUCCCCGAAGCUACGACAACAAAUUUGGUCUGUGAAUUUGGCAUUGUCGACUUCAAUGACGCGUCCGCCAACAGCUACUUUGCCCUAUCAUAUACAUGGGGGAGCGCCACAGGAGCUGAUGACGUUCAUGACAUACUCAUCCUCGACGGUUCAGAGCAGCAAGUGCCAUUUUCCGUCCGACGAAAUGUUUGGGAGUUCUUGACAAGUGACAUUGUGCGAAGCAAACUCGGCGGCCGCCCCAUCUACAUAGAUGCUGUAUGCAUUAACCAAUUGGACAAUGAUGAAAAAGGUCACCAGAUCCAGCUCAUGCAAUCCGUUUACUCUCAGGCUCUUGAAGUGAUCAUCUGGCUUGGAUCAUCUACAGUUAGUGCUAAAGACGAUUUGAACCUACGGAGUUUGCAGGAACAUGGUGACUGGGUCUGGACAGAAAGAGGAGCCAUGAAAGCAGGAGCAGGAAUAGGAGGCAAUGGCGAUAGCCCUACUGAUAAGCAGAAGCUUGCGGUCGAGUUCAUCAGCUCGCAACCAUAUUGGAGUCGAACUUGGAUUAUACAGGAGAUUAUGCUUGCCUCGGAUAUCAGCAUAAUUGUGGGCAACUAUAUGUUUCCAUGGUCACAGGUCGCCAAGUUGGGGCCACAAUCGAUUCAGUCGUCGUUAUGGCACAAGGAUUCUCACGGGCUUCCCUUGAUGAAUAUGGCAUUCGUCGAGGGACAGAUGCGCUUUGGCCAAAGGUCUGCAAUGUUUGGCUUACUUGAACGCAAGAUCAAAUGGGACUCUGAGCUCGCAUCGAAUACAGACAAAGGGAAAAGCAAAACUUAUUUCGUGCCCUGCUACGUGGCCUUCGGGACAUUUGCAGAGCACGCUUGUUUGGAUCCACGAGAUAAGUUCUACGCCAUGCUCGGCCUUGUGGAGGAAGACAUCCGUAGUGAUACAGUCCCGGAUUAUCGUCUUGCGGUCCCCGACGUUUACAAAGAUGCUCUUGCCGCUGGCUUCCGCUCCGUCAAGGCGCAUUUGCGGGAUUCGUUGAAGACGCGGCUAGAAGCCUACGGCAUCCUGGCUGCACACUUACACGAAGCGUUCGGUCUUAAAGAAGUGGACAUCUAUGAUGCGAGAGCUGCAGUUCUAGCAAAACCUUCCAUUUAUGCGGAUAUCCAAUCUGAUCUCACUGAAGCCCGCCUUCUUGAGGAUGAGAUUGGUCUCAAAUACAGGCACGCGCAGGCCUGUCGGUCCAACCAUGCACCCAAUAGCUGCGAGCCCCAUUGUCUCUUGACCGGGCUUAUUCAAGCUUCAGACGAUUCAUCUUCAUCUGUCUUGGCGGAUAAAGAGUCUGAGAAAUCGCAUGCCCCUGUUUCAAACCACUCUUUAGCCAUCCAUAUUCGAGGUACAGCCUCAGGCGGCGGACCAUUAGAUUAUCAAGGCUUUGAAUACGGCCAAUGGAGUGGUCGAAGCUCACUUCGCAGCAUCCAAAAUCUUGGCAUGCGACCAGAAGUACCUACAGAGACGAGCGACCAGACGAGGUACAAGCAAUGCCUGUUCUACACGGAUAGGGGGAGGGCAGACGGCGACAUGUACUGGAUGGUUAAUAGUCCGCAUGGAAGCUACACGGCCCCCAUAUACAUACGUCGAAAGACAGACAGCAGCGAUGGCUGGACAGUAUCUUACGAAGACGCCAUUCCCAAACCUCACCACGCAACCUGCGAUCGUUGCGAAAAGCCCAUCGUGGCCGUGAGAUAUCGAUGCCUGCAGUGCCUGGACUUUGACAUAUGCUCGACGUGCAUGAAAGAAGCUGAGCAAUCCAAAGACGAACACGUUGACCAGCACCGCUUCGAGAUAAUCUACCAUCCAGCUUCCAGCAUAAGCCACACCACAAAUCCGCUGAAAUACCUCGCGCUCAACUUCCGGAGGGUGCCCUACCGGAUGCACCCCGGCGUCUUCGACUCGUACAUACACGACCCAGACCCGGACGCGGCGGUGAAAAACUGCCUUGCGUGUGGUAUAAUGUUCCCAUGGAGUCCUCGCGAGGGCAUAUGGCCGCCCUACUGGGUUGCCAACUUGAACAUCAUGACGUGGACUCCAGCUGACAAGGGCGUGCCGCAUAUUCGUUGCAUGGGCCUGCGUCUGCGCGACUCCGACCCGACUGACCGUCCUCCCACUCCCAUGCCGGGAGGAUACAGAUUCUUCGGGCAGAUCCAGCUCUGCGCUAUCCGCCAACAGCUCGCGCAGUGGGUAUCCUCCUUUUCGCCACCGGUCGAACUCACUCCCGAUGUGAAUCUGACUGAGCUCGUGGACAGACGUCGCAAAGAGCGAGAGGCCAGUGGCGACGAGAGUGUGCGUGGAGGAGGAGAGAUUGUCCUUUUGCUUGCCUUCCCACCGAUGCCUCGGACGGGCGGGGUGGAAGGUGACGAUAUCGUCGAGGAGGAUGGAGUCUGGGCUCUCAGUCUGCCACGAAGCCGUCGUCCCGGCGAGGACGAGAACGACGUUCCUACCGCUCCGGCGAUGCACUUCUGGACCGCGGAUGACUUUGAUGAGGCCACGAUAGCGAAAAUGAAGGCACAGGCCGGCCGACAGCUGAAGCUUCUUCCCACUAAAGCUGAUGCACCUACGGCGGAACGACAAUGGGCGACGUUUUGUUGGUAA
This is a messenger RNA of Clonostachys rhizophaga, 2844 nucleotides long. NCBI's taxonomy places the organism in Eukaryota, Fungi, Ascomycota, Sordariomycetes, Hypocreales, Bionectriaceae. The record is from the annotation of a GenBank genome assembly.